Molecule: messenger RNA, 942 nt
Organism: Guillardia theta CCMP2712
Lineage: Eukaryota; Cryptophyceae; Pyrenomonadales; Geminigeraceae
Exons: 4
Coding region: 1-942 (313 amino acids)
Molecular function (GO): protein binding
Source: RefSeq, a predicted model, not a curated record
AUGUUCUGUCUUAUCCUUCUCCUCUACUUCUCUCUCCUUCCUUUCCCCCGUCUUUUUCUCUUUGUUAUCAUCGCCGAACCCCAAACUUGUUGUUACCUCUUUCCUUUCAUCCUCUCCCGCCGCUCAGUUGUCUCCGACGGGCAUCUGCUGGGACUUGGAGGGUUUGAUCAUAAGGAAAGAAUGGUCGCUUCUGUAGAAAGGUACGAUGCUUCUCAGAACUGCUGGGUAGAGGUAUCAUCCCUCCUGCACCCUCGUGCUUCCAUGGCGGUAGUCGCUAUCGACGGCUACAUUUUUGCUAUGGGAGGAUACGAUGAGAAUGGAACUGUGUCGUCAGUCUGCGAGCGUUGGGAUCCUGUAGCCCAUCGCUGGGACCUCGUCGCCCCCAUGCUACAUCCUCGCGCCAUGUGCGCGGCGGCCGUGUGGGACGGGAUGAUCUACGUUUCGGGAGGGAAGGGAUGGAGAGCGGGGGUGAAGCAGGCUGCGAGUAUGAAGCGAGAAGACGACGGCGAGCAGGAGGAAGGAAGCGGUGAAGCGGGAAAGGGGAAGGAGGAGGAGGAGGAGGAGGAGUACUUGAAGGUGGUAGAGAAGUAUGAUCCUCAGGGAGACGAGUGGUCGCAAGUGAGCCCCCUACUCCUUCCACGAGCUCUUCACAAGAUGGUUGUGCUCCCAACGAACAGAGGUCUCCGACUCUGCGCUGUCGGAGGGUUUACCGAUCGACAGAGCUUGGCAGAAAAAAUGCAGGAGGUAGGAGAGGGCGGGGGAGAAGCAGGAGGAGGAGAUGGGGAAGGGAAAGCAGGAGGGGAAGGAGAAAGGAACACAAAAGCACGAGAGGUCUGCCUGUCAAGCUCGGAGUACUACGACAAGGGAAAGGACGAGUGGGAGAGCUGCGAUGAGUUGGAGUUGCCCUACCCUUGUGCUGGGUUCGACAUCACGACAGUUUGA